AUGUUCAGCUUGAGCUCCUGCAUGAAAACAAAGAAAACAGCAAUUUUGAGCCUAAAUGCUGGGCUCAAAAGCAAAGACUUGUCAGAAUUUACACACAGGGGGCUCCGGGCACACGACACUAUACUUACCCUGAAUCCACCAUCGAUGACAGCCCGGAACCUCGAAGGCGACCUGCUGGGGCCUGGACGAGGGAGAGGCGGACGAUCUCCCGGAGCUCGGGCCCUGCUCGCGGAUCCGCUAACGGUGGGGGUCAUCCCGGUCCACCAACUAGACACAGAAGGGGACACAAGCACGGAGAACUGGAGAGCAGGGGUACUGUGUGGCACGGACCUCGUGGCAAGACCAAGAUGGCCGCCACGCGGGAAGCCCGGCAUAGUAGCCCACACACUCAAUGGAGGGCCCUAUAUGAAGCCAGGUUUGAAGCCAUCUGCCGUAAAUUCUGGCAACGCAUCAACCGAAGAGCAGCCACGACAACCUGCCUACCUACCAAACAGGGGACCCACUCUGAGAAGCAUCUGGGUUCAAGACUCCCACCCGGAGGGAACUCUGGAGGGGGGAGAAAUCUAG
Molecule: messenger RNA, 567 nt
Organism: Pelobates cultripes (western spadefoot toad)
Lineage: Eukaryota; Metazoa; Chordata; Amphibia; Anura; Pelobatidae
Source: the annotation of a GenBank genome assembly